GCAGGGGGUGCGGGCCGGGCGCUGGGGGUGCGGGCCUGGCGGCGGCGGAGGCGCAGUCGGGGCACAGUCCCGCGGUGGGAGGCGGCCUGGGCCCGGUGCGCGGGGAGAAGGCUGAUGCUGGGGCUGCCACACGCAGGGUCUGGAGGAGGCGGCGCAGCCCAGCCCCGGUUGGGGCGAUGGCAGCAGCCCGGGGCUCGUGGGGGGAGAGAUUCCCCAGGGAAACGCAUUGGAGGGAAAUUAAAACAGAGGAUACAAAAGACUCUUUCUGUGCAUGAGCCCAGGGUCUGCAGGUUUCUGUUACCAGAUGGCGGCUCCGACAGGUGUUGCCUUAGCCCUGCCCUGCUCAGGGGCCGCUGGGCCAUCAGGCUGACGCUGGCGCCCAGAACCUGUGUCCCCGGAAACUGUCUCUGCGGUCCCCGCCCUGAAGAAAUGGACUGGGACCAGCUGGACCUGAACCCCAGAAUCGUCGCUGCAGUGAAGAGAGCCAAACUGGCAUCCGUGAAGGAGGUGCUGCACUUUUCCGGACCAGACCUGCAGCGGCUGGCCGGCCUCUCAGGCCCCGACGCGCAGCACCUGCUCAGGACGGUCAGCUGGCACCUGCGGGGAGGCAGCCUCUGCACAGCACUGGACCUGCAGCAGCAGAAGGGGCGCUUCCCCGAGCAGCACCAGCGCCUGAGCCUGGGCUGCCCGGUGCUGGACGGGCUGCUCCGCGGCGGCCUGCCCCUGGGCGGCAUCACCGAGCUGGCCGGCCGCAGCUCGGUGGGGAAGACCCAGCUGGCGCUACAGCUCUGCCUGGCCGUGCAGCUCCCGCGGCGGCUGGGAGGCCUGGAGGCCGGGGCCGUGUACGUGUGCACCGAGGACGCGUUCCCCGACCGGCGCCUGCAGCAGCUCAUGGCGCAGCAGCGGCGUCUGCGGACGGACGCUCCGGGCCACGAGCUGGAGGAGAUGCGCUUCGGCGACCACAUCUUCAUCGAGCACGUGGCCGACGUGGACGCGCUGCUGGAGUGCGUGCGGAGGAAGGUGCCACUGCUGCUGGCGCGGGGGCUGGCGCGCCUGGUGGUCAUCGACUCGGUGGCGGCCCCGUUCCGCUGCGAGUUCGCCGGGCCGGCGGCCGCGCGCAGGGCCCCGGCUCUGCAGGCGCUGGGGGCCGCGCUGCGCCGGCUGAGCUGCACCUUCCGGAGCCCCGUGCUCUGUGUCAACCAGGUGACGGAGGCCGUGGAGGAACAGGACUCGGUGCCCGGGGCCCCAGGGGAGCGCCUGGCUCCAGCCCUCGGCAUCGCCUGGUCCAACCAGCUGCUCAUGAGGCUGGUGGCCGACCGGCAGCGCCCCGAGGAAGCUCCGGGGGGCCGCCCCUGCCGCACGCUGAGGGUGGUCUUCGCCCCCCACCUGCCCCCCUCCUCCUGUUCCUACACCGUUUGCGCCGAGGGCGUGCGAGGGACGCCCGGGACCCAGUCCUGCUGACCGGGUCAGCCGCCGGCCUCCCAGAGGCGGCGCCUGAAACGGGGGCACCAAACAGCCAAGGACCUGCCACACCCUCUGCCACCCUCACCGCGAGGGGACAGCCACCCCUGGGACGGGACCGCUGUUUGGACACCUUCCUGGGACAAGGUGGCCCAUUUAAAUGCCAUCACAUCCCCUGCCGGCCGGUGCCCUGUGAGGUGGGGCCGGUGUGGAGGAGGCGGCGCCUGCAGGGCUGGCAGCGUCAGGAGAGGUGGGGGCCUCACAGGCAGUGGGAAGUGAAGCUUUAUUUUUGUAACAAAAUACAAACAAUUGCAAACGAUUUUCUAGUCAAGUCACAAUGGGAACAACUACAGCCCCAGAACCGACGUUUCCAAUGACCCAGUCAUCUGCUCCCCCUCCCCACCCAGGGCUGCCCGCGCAGCACACAGGCCAGGAGCCCAGUCCCUAAGGAGCACCAGCCUGCCCCCCCAGGCCUCAGCACCCCCAUGUCAGACCUGCACCCACCCCACCCCCUCAGUCAGCCCCGCUGGGGACCACAUUCCCCCUGGGGCGGCUCCUUUGGGACCAGCUGGUCUGCCCGUGACCAGCUGCCAAGUGUGCACAUGAGUGGGUGCCAUGAAGCCUGCACCGUCCACUCCAAGAACACGCUACAUGGCGAGACCGGUCCUGCCCUACAUGCAGGUCCUUCGUGUCCGCAAUUCUCCGUGAGCGCCGAGUCCCGUCACAUGACACACCCCUCCCAGCUUUUGGACCCCAGGACCAAGCUGCCUGCACCCCUCCCCACAAGGCCGCUGGGUCAGCAGCCUGCUCCCACGCCCUGCCCUCGGGCUCUGGUUCAGGCGCUUGAGGGGUGGGGCCUGUGUGCCCUCAGGGUGGCCCCCGGGAACACAUGGCCCAGGGCACACCGCCUGCUCUGAGAAGGGGAGACGGGCAGCAGGCCUGGGCCCUGGGCAUGGAGUCGUCACCCCUAACCCUCCCAACCUGCGAGGGCACAGCGCGCUGUCCCCUGGCGGAUGGCCCGGCAGCAGAGUCCCGGUCCGUUCUCCUGGGAGCCGCGCUGAGGGGUGUUUUUACAUUAAAGACUAUUUUUUCAUUAGCAAAAUACGUCUAAUGCUAUUCUCUGCUCAUAAACCAAAAUGUGUAACACAUUUCAUGACUUUACGUUUAAAGGAAGCAAUUCACACAUAUAGUUUUCUCCCCUCAACACCUUACACUCCUUAACAGAACACCCAAACCGCCUACAACUGAACCAGCUCAGACAGGCGUGGAGUCGCUACCUGCUCCCACCUCAGGUGCCGUCCACCAGCCACUGUCGCUUUAGAGCUGAAGUGACCGCGCCCUGGCGGGGCUGCGCUGUCUGCACCAGGACUCGUCCGGAGCGUGGGGGCUGAGGGCAGACCCGGGCCCUCGGCAGCACGAAGUCCUCGCGGAAUGAGCUGCAGAAGCAAAGCCCUCCCUCCCCGCCAAGUGACCCUCCGCUGUCCGCCAGGACCAGGGCACGCUGAGCCCACGGGCGUGGCUCUCCCUCCAAACGACAAAACGGGCCACGUCCAACCGCAGCACCGGGAGCCCUGACCUCCCGUCGUCUGCUACUCACUGGCCAACGGCCUUUCCCAGGAAAGCCACACAGCCUGAUCCCCCGGACAGACGGAACGGGCUCCUCGCCCUGCCCGGCCGGGCACCGCAGACCCACCUGACCGGGAGCUCGGGCCUGGCGCCCACACCUGCUCCCGCGGCCGGGCCCGCGGUUUGCAGUCGCCGGACCAGCCGCGCGCUACCACCAGGGAGCCUGCUGGGGGCGGGGGGCGGGGGCACAAGGUGCCGGAACUCAGGACUGCGUCUGCACUGCCCGGAGGCGCUGGCGCAUGCUCACGGUGAAGACCACAGGGCCAGUUACUGCUGUCACCUCACCGGGCACCUCACGGGGAAAGACGACGUAUAUCUUAUGGGAUCAAGUCUCUUUGUGGGAAAUGCACUAUUUUAGCGAGAGCGAGGAAGGGAGAGAGAAACGUUGGUUUUGUCGUCCCACCAUGUGAGACAUUCGUUCAUGUGCCCGGAGCGGGAUCGAACCCACAGCCCUGGCGGAUGGGGAUCGCGCUCUCCACCGGAGCCACGGCGAGGCUGGGGGAAGUCUCCACGUCACUGAGCGUUCCCCAGCGGUCACCGGGCGUCCCCGCAGGCAGGCCUGCACCUGAUGUGUCAGAGUACGCGCUGUCGGGCUGGGGGGGCCACGCGGUGCCCACGCCGUGACCGCUGGGAAAGAGGAGGAAGACGUGCGGACAGGAAGGAGGGCCCAGGUCACAGGAUCAGGCCAGGACUGGGCUUCGCAGUGAAAAGCGCCCACACACAGACCCCGGAGCGAGCAGCCAGUGCCCUGGACGAGGCCUGGACGGAGCGCCUGUCCAGGUCACCGCGCCCCCGGCUCGGUGCUGCCCGCAGAGACGGCUUGUCCGUCUGCAUCCGCACCCGCUCUGAGAAAGUGCUCCUCCACACGCGGGGACAGCAGCAGCUUUAAAGGGGAGGAUGUCACUCCAAAGGUGGGCAGAGCCGCCUCCCCUCCCCUCCCCGGCCGGGCCCGCACCGGCUCUUCCUCAGGUUCUCCAGCCGCCCCGGGCUCAGGCCACCGAGCGGCAAAGCCGGCAACAGCCGCUUCCUAACACUCGCCCUCCUGCCUCAGGCCCUGUAAGGCACACGUCCCACGGGGAGGCCGACCGCAUGCCUGCCGGUCCCCGGCCAGCGAGGAGCGGGCGAUCAGGCAGAGGCGCCUGGCCGUGCGCGUGUGGUGAGGGGGCCGCCCGCCCGCCGAGGCCUCGGUUCGAUCCGGUCGGGGCGCGGUGUGGAGGCCACCCAUCCAGUGUCUCUUACACUCCUGUUUCGCUCUCCCCUCCCCCUUCCGUCCUGGGAAAUCAAGGGGAAAGCACCUCCGGUGAGGACGGCAAGAAAAGGGAAGGAAACACGUGAGUGGGCACCUAACCUCCUGGUCGCCAAUGUAGCCAGGAGCCUGCUCUCAGCCCCAGAAGUGAGCUUCGUCCCCAGACCCGCCAGUGGGAUCGCCUGCAAAACAGUCCUACUGGCCACCAGAGCGGCGCCGCUGGCUGGCUGGUUCCAUCCCCAUUCGGGGCACAUGCCCGGGGGUGCCCAAGGGCACGUACGAAAGGCCACCGAUCCAUGUUUUCUCCCCCACAUGGAUGGUUCUCUCUCCGUUCCUCUCUCAGCAUGUCCUCGGUGAGGAUGAA
Molecule: messenger RNA, 4697 nt
Organism: Pipistrellus kuhlii (Kuhl's pipistrelle)
Lineage: Eukaryota; Metazoa; Chordata; Mammalia; Chiroptera; Vespertilionidae
Gene: XRCC3
Product: X-ray repair cross complementing 3
Exons: 10
Coding region: 115-1461 (448 amino acids)
Biological process (GO): t-circle formation; double-strand break repair via synthesis-dependent strand annealing; resolution of mitotic recombination intermediates
Cellular component (GO): replication fork; Rad51C-XRCC3 complex
Molecular function (GO): four-way junction DNA binding; ATP binding; ATP-dependent DNA damage sensor activity
Source: RefSeq, a predicted model, not a curated record